Medioppia subpectinata is the source of this 393-nucleotide messenger RNA. The record is from the annotation of a GenBank genome assembly. Lineage: Eukaryota; Metazoa; Arthropoda; Arachnida; Sarcoptiformes; Oppiidae.
AUGAAAGGUGAUUAUUCUGAUAACACAUCGACUUUUGAAAAUAAUGUGCCCCUCAAUGGAAAUCCCAAAAUUUAUAAUAUUGGCGCUGUUCUCAGUUCGGGGGACAAUAUAUACGAAUUCACUCAAAAUAUCGAAGAAAUAAAUCGCAAACCGGGAAUUUUACCAACAAAUGUAUCUCUAUAUCCACUGACGGUUCCCGUGAAUUCAAACCCUAUAAGAACCGCACAAAGCGUCUAUGCGGUGAUUGCAUCUCAUCCAUCAAAUGGAGACCAGUCUUUGUCGUCGGUUUCAUUUACUUGCGGUUUUUACAACAUUCCCGUCAUUGGAAUCACAAACCGAGAGAGUACAUUAUCGAACAAAAACUUGCAUGCUGCUUUCAUCAGAACUGUGUAA